This is a messenger RNA of Closterium sp. NIES-65, 2649 nucleotides long. The record is from the annotation of a GenBank genome assembly. NCBI's taxonomy places the organism in Eukaryota, Viridiplantae, Streptophyta, Zygnematophyceae, Desmidiales, Closteriaceae.
AUGGCGCAAACAAAGCAGGGCGUCUCUAAGAUCAACAAAGCGGCGGCUGCAGCAGGUCGCGGUCGCGGUGGUGCUCGUGGUAAAGAUAUAGCUAAUGGUGGCGAGAAGAAGCAGAUCGGGAUGACAUCUUUAGAGCUCCGCCAACUGAAAGUGGCCUCAGCGGAGUUUCAUCGUGAGCAACUUCGAGAGGCGGUUGGAGGAGGCAAGAAGGUAGACAAACGUCAUGGCGAAGGGAGUUCUGGGGUAAAUUGUGGCACUCAUCGUGAUGAUAAUGUGGAGGACGGGGUUGAUGGAGAGGAUCGCGAGCGGGACGAUGGCGAUGAUGACAGUGUAGCCGGAACCGCCGGUCAAACCAGUGCAGAUGGCGGCACUGCUGCUCGCGCGGAUGGUGACGAGGAUAAGGCCGGUGAGGAGAUGGUGGCGGCCGACGAAGAGAAGGACGAGGAAGAGGAGGGGGAUGCCGAGGAGGAAGAGGAGGGGGAUGCCGAGGAGGAAGCUAAGGAGGAAGAGGAGGGGGAUGCCGAGGAGGAAGAGGAGGGGGAUGCGGAGGAGGAGGAGGGGGAUUCGGAGGAGGGGAGUGGUGACGACUCCGAGGAGGAGGUGUACACCGGUGACGGAGAGGAGGCGGAGGACGACAACGCUGAGGACUACGACGACUUGGAAGAGGAAGGGAUGGAGGAUACAGAGGGAGAUGGGGGGGAGAGAGCUAAAAAGAGGAGGCGGGGUGGAAAUGGGAAGGGUAAGAAGGCAGCAGGCGGUCGAGGGUGGGGGGGGGGAAAGGGGGCGGCCGGGGGAAAGGAGGUGGGCGGGGGAGAGGGAGGGGGCGUGGUAGUUCCGGUGACUCACAUGCAAGGGCAGCACCUCAACCACUGGAUCAUAUGGUUGCGGAAGUUACAUGGUGGGGAGGUGGGCCAAAACGACCACUUCCCUGAGGGGGGGUAUGGGGUUGACGACGAGGUUCCGGACGGGGGCGUGAAAUGGGUAGGCGCAGACACUUGGCCAGCACCGCCCACUGAGGGGGUGCCAGCGAGGAAGGGGCAGCAGCUGAUCACGCAGACCUACCCCAAGUGCUUCGACAAGGACUACCUGCAGCAGGCCAUGUGCGAGUGCGUGGUCGCCACCGACCAGGCAUUCACUGUGGUGGAGCACCCGACGUUUCGCAAUAUGAUGGCGGCCGCCAAUCCUGAGUGUGCCGUGGAGAGAGUGAUUCCCUCGCGCUCCACCCUAGCCCGCCAAAUCAUCCGCCUGGCAGGGCUGGCAAGGAUCACGCUCAUGGAGAUGCUUGCUGCUGACGGGGUAGGGGCUGUUGCACUUACGCAUGACAUAUGGACCGGUGAGAAUCACCGGUCGUACAUAUCAUUGACAGGUCACUGCGUGAAUGAGAAGUUUGAGCUCAUGCAGAUAACCCUCGACUUCCGCGCUAUGCCCGGCAAGCAAAAUAGCGCGAGGAUCAUCGAGGUGCUGCUCGAUGUGGUGAAGGAGUGGAAAUUGGAGAAGCGGCGCAUUGCUGUGACAUCUGACAACGCGUCGGCCAAUGUCGCAGCGAUGGAGUUCUUUUGCCGUGGGGGGCCAACUGACCGUCAGCCGCCCUUGUUCUUCUCCGGGAUGCACGUCAGGUGCAUGGGCCACAUUUGCAACCUAGCAAUCCAGCUAGGGCUGAAGACAAUGCUCGAUAUCAAGGAGCCGCUAGGGAUCAUUAGAGACCUAGCGUCCUUCAUUGGGUUAUCGCCCAAGAGGACAACCCUGUUCGAGAAGAUCCAGAAGCGUGCGGAUGAGAAGGCGAGGAUAUUGCGUCUUCGCGGGGACAAUGAGGCAAUUCUCACCGCCAAGGAUGCCAAGCGCCUCCAGGCCCUCACCCUCUCCUCGGAACAGUGGUUGGCUUUGGAAGAGCUUGCGGCCUUCCUUAAGCCAUUCCAUGCCGUGAGCCUCGCCGCUGAGGGGUCCAAGUACCCCACGAUCUCCAGGGUUGUCCCGCAGUUCAAUGAACUGUUGGACGGCCUAGACACCCUCAAAAACAGUGUGUCCUCUCCCCCAUCAGGGGUCAUGAAGGAUUGCAUCACUAAGGCAGAGGAGAAGCUGAUGGAGUACUACUCGGACAGCAGUGAUGAGCUUUGGGUUGCCACCAUCCUUGACCCAAGCUUCAAGAUCGGGUACUUCGAGAUGGAUGGUGAGGGGGGAGACAAGGAGAGUGAGAGGCCGAGGGGGGUACAUCAUGUUGCGGUGGAAAGGGUGCUCGCCUUGGUAUGGGCGAAGUUGGUACCGUACAAGGCAAAGGCGGUGGCGGCCAGGGAGAAACGGGAGAGGGCAGAGGGGGCUGGUCGUGGUGCACGCGGAAGGGGAGGGGGGAAUUCAUCAGGAGGGAGCUCCUCUGGCCGUGGGGGUGGAGCUGGCAGAAAGGGGGGUGCUGCAGGCGGCCGCCCAGCCAUCGAUUCAUUCGGUGGUGUAGACGGGGAUAGACGGAGCUUGAGGGCAAGAUUAGAGGAGUACCGUAGCCGCCAGGAGGAGUCCGUCAGGGACGAGGUGCAGAUUUACAUUGACGAGCGAUUGGAGCCUUUGGGGUGCAAGUUGGGGAAGGCGGCGGCGAAACUGCUAGAGUUGGCGGAGGCGGAUGCCGUAGGGGUGGAGAUGGAUGAAGAACAGCCGAAGUGA